AUGGCAAACAACAAGAAUCCCAGCAACGAGUCACCCUCUUUUGCUGAUACUGCAGACUUCGAAAAUGCAAACCGCGGCUUCUUAGCAUCACUAAAGCCAUGUGUGAUUACAAACGAUACUGGAAAGAUGGUCUGGAACAAUGACGAGUACAGUUUUGUCAACGAACAGCCGUGCCCAGCUACUGUUAACCCCAAACUUUGGCGCCAGGCUCAACUGUUAUCGAAGCAAGGGCUAUAUCGUAUUAGCCCAUCCAUUUAUCAAGUUCGUGGCUUGGAUAUCUCUCACAUCACCUUUGUCGAAGGUAAAACAGGCAUUAUUGUCAUCGACCCGCUGGUCUCGUGUGAAUGUGCCAAGGCAGCAUUGGAGCUCUACCAGUCCCAGCGAGGCGUUCGCCCAGUCAAAGCAAUCAUAUACUCGCACUCGCAUAUUGAUCACUACGGCGGUGCGGCAGGAGUAUUGCCAUCUUCAGAAACGGGUACUGCGCUGGACAAUAUUCACAUCAUUGCUCCAGAAGGAUUCAUGACGGAAGCAACCUCGGAGAACAUUGUUGCAGGGCCUAUCAUGCGCCACCGCGCAGCAUACAUGUAUGGUUCAAAUCUUCCCAGAUCUCCUGUCGGGCAGAUUGGCGUUGGACUGGGAAUGGGGACUUCACGAGGCAAAACUAGCCUUAUUCCUCCUACCAUCGAUAUUGAACACACUGGGCAGACUUUAACAAUCGACGAUGUUCGCAUUGUGUUUCAAAUGGUGCCAGAUACCGAGGCUCCAGCUGAAGUAAACAUGUACUUCCCUGAUGAGCGGGCACUUCUGAUCCCAGAAUGCGCAGUCCACUCUAUGCACAAUAUCACCACCCUUCGAGGCGCUCUGGUGAGAGAUGCGAGGGCAUGGAGCAGAUACCUAGACGAAACUAUGAUGAUGUUUUGUGGAAACGACGAAACGGAUGUUUUAUUCGGGAGUCAUAGUUGGCCGACAUGGGGAAAAGAGGAGGUGAAGAGUUUGAUGGAAGAUCAAAGGGACUUGUAUGCCUAUCUGCAUGACCAAACAGUGAGGCGGAUGAAUGAUGGCUGGAAUGGUACCGAGAUCGCAGAGGCAAUGGUUUUACCAGCCAAGUUGAGCCGGGCAUGGCAUACACAAGGAUUCUACGGAAGUGUGAGCCACAACGUGAAAGGCAUUUAUCAGCGCUAUAUGACGUGGUUUGAUGGAAACGCCGAGAAUUUGUGGAAGUGGCCGCCACAGGAAGAAGGCUGCAGGUACAUCAAAUGCAUGGGAGGGGUGAAGGAGGUCUUGGUCAAGGCUAAGCUCUUUAUUGAGGAAAAUGAUUUGCGAUUCGCCGCUACAUUGCUGGGUCACCUUGUCGCAGCAGGAGACCAAGCAGGAGGCACUCCAGACUCACGAGUUGAAGGACAGACAAUGCUGGCGGACGUUUUUGAGCGCCUCGGGUUCGGAAGUGAAAACGCCACUUGGAGAAACUUUUAUCUGGCUCAAGCAAUGGAUUUGAGGAAAGGAGGUCGACCUCGGAACAGAUAUCCAACGGGACUGGCGACGUUUCCAGUGACUUUGUCUGUGGAACAAUGGUUUGGUGGAUUGGCCAUUAAAAUUGACGGAGAGGAAGCUGGAAAAGACGAGCAGUGCAUAUGCAUUGAUAUUCGUGUCAAUGAUAUAAAGGAAACGUGGAGACUGGUUCUCAGCAAUGGCGCCUUGACUUACCGGCGUCAAGAUGCCAGUAACCAGGGUGUUGAAUCCCAGCUGGAUCUUUCUUUGUCUCUGACCAAGCAUGAUUUGCAAGGGGUCCUCACUGGCAGGGACACUCGAGAGGCUCAAGUGGUCGGCGGGAAUGUGCAGGCCCUCAAUAAAUUGCUUUCAUUCGCGGGUAUUGCUGGGGUGAGAAUGAAGUCAGAUAGUAAUCUCUGA
Messenger RNA from Penicillium lagena, 1908 nucleotides. RefSeq names its product alkyl/aryl-sulfatase. The record is from RefSeq and is a predicted model, not a curated record. The coding region runs from base 1 to 1908 and encodes 635 amino acids. Gene Ontology annotation, molecular function: protein dimerization activity; linear primary-alkylsulfatase activity. NCBI's taxonomy places the organism in Eukaryota, Fungi, Ascomycota, Eurotiomycetes, Eurotiales, Aspergillaceae. Gene Ontology annotation, biological process: dodecyl sulfate metabolic process. The transcript has a single exon.